This is a messenger RNA of Camellia sinensis, 965 nucleotides long. Its product is annotated as ubiquitin-conjugating enzyme E2-17 kDa. The record is from RefSeq and is a predicted model, not a curated record. Lineage: Eukaryota; Viridiplantae; Streptophyta; Magnoliopsida; Ericales; Theaceae.
AAUCCUAACACAGCACGAUAUGGGUCAACCACGUAACAACACGUCUCUCUAAAUUUUUUAAAAUUUCACAACAUGGGACCCAACAAGUCAAAGAUAGACCAAUCACAAGCGAGCACUCUCUGAGACCAGACCUCUCAGAUUCUCUGCUCUCUCUCUCUAUAAUUCAUUUCCUCACCCAAAUUCCAAUUUCUCCUUUCUCAGCACCUACAAUAAGCAGAGGAGGAUCUCAGAGGGUUUGGUCAUGGCUUCGAAGCGAAUCUUGAAAGAGCUCAAGGAUCUCCAGAAAGAUCCUCCUACCUCUUGCAGCGCAGGCCCAGUUGCUGAAGACAUGUUUCAUUGGCAAGCAACAAUUAUGGGUCCUCCAGACAGUCCUUAUGCUGGCGGAGUGUUUCUAGUUACUAUUCAUUUCCCUCCGGACUAUCCAUUUAAGCCACCUAAGGUUGCAUUCAGGACAAAGGUUUUUCACCCUAACAUCAACAGCAAUGGCAGCAUUUGUCUUGAUAUUUUGAAGGAACAGUGGAGCCCUGCACUUACUAUUUCCAAGGUGUUGCUCUCCAUCUGCUCUCUGUUAACAGACCCGAACCCAGAUGACCCUUUGGUGCCAGAGAUUGCACAUAUGUACAAGACAGACCGGAGCAAGUAUGAGACAACCGCCAGGAGCUGGACCCAGAAGUAUGCCAUGGGUUAAGGUUGGUGCUGGAAUUGUAUCACAAGAGGGGCUCUCUCUCUCUCUUCCUUUACCUUUGUGACUUUGUUCUUUAUUUUUAUAUAUUAUCUAAUAUCAUGUAUGAAUGUAGUGUGAACUGUCUGUUGUAAGAUGGACAAAAAAGGUAAAGGUUUGAUAUGCUGCUGCCCCUCCCCUUCAGAAACACUGCUGUGUUUAAAUUGUUUGUAUGGAAAUCUGUUUAAACUAUGGAGUCUGUUUCAAAAUAUUCAUGGUCUUUAAACAAUAAUGCUGUUUUGAA